AGAGAGAGAGAGUGGGAGUGGAGGGCAAGAGGGAGAGUAAGGCGGAACAAACCGGUGUGUUCGGAGAUACAUGCUGUAGCUGCUCGCCCGCACUGCAGAUUAACUCUCACUGUGCCGGGAGAUGCAGCGAGACACGGAAAGGAUUGGUCAGAGCCUCUCAUGACCAAAGCCCACGCCACAAGUCUUCACGCAACAACCUCUCUCCCCGGGGAUCACAAGGACGCCUCCUAAACGCAGCUCAUUCCUCAUCCUGCCUCACUGAGUGUAUGGACUGAGGCCAGACACUAAGAGACGGGGCAAAACAGAAGGAUGCACACUGAGGAGGCAGAGUGAGAGUGUACUUGUAGACAUUAUGCCUUUUCAUCUGAAGUGGAAGAGCUGUGAGAAGCUGUAGAGAAACUCAAAGCACUGAAGAUCUCUGGUGACACAGUAUGACCUGCUUCUUUCCCACACAUGGUGACAGAGGCUGAGAUCAGCCACACAGGAUUCAGUUAAGAAGCUUUUAGGGAGUGUCUGGCCUUCUCUUUAGUCUAGAGGGGGCUUGUAGUGAGUGUCCUUUGUGUUCCCGGAUGCAGAACAUCCUCGAUCAAAACUUAGACAUGGCCACAGCUCUACUCGCCGGCGAGAAGCUGAAGGAGCUGAUCCUGCCAGGCUCCUCUCAGGAUGAGAAAGGUGGGGCACUGGCCGGCCUCAUGGUGCAGCUCAAACUGGAGCUGCCCUUUGAUCGUGUUGUAACUAUUGGAACGGUCAUCAUCCCCAUCCUGCUGGUCACUCUUGUCUUCACCAGGAACUUUGCAGAGGAAUCCAUAUACUGUUACACACCUCACAACUUCACCAGAGACCAGGCACUGUAUGCAAGAGGCUACUGCUGGACAGAGCUGCGUGAUGCUGCACCUGGUGUGGAGUUUCACCUUUGGCCUUCACUCUUUGAACACAAGUUCCUGCCCUACGCUCUGCUGGCCUUUGCCGGGAUCAUGUAUAUUCCUGCUUUGAGCUGGGAGUUCCUCGCCUCUACACGGCUCACGUCAGAGCUGAACUUCCUGCUUCAAGAGAUCGACAACUGCUAUCAUCGAGCUGCUGAGGGCCGAGCCCCAAAGAUCGAGAAGCAGAUCCAAUCCAAAGGACCUGGCAUAACUGAGCGGGAGAGGAGGGAGAUCAUAGAAAACGCAGAGAAGGAGAAAAGUCCAGAGCAGAACCUGUUUGAAAAAUAUUUAGAGAGACGAGGACAAAGUAACUUUCUGGCUAAGCUGUAUUUGGCACGCCACUUGGCUAUUAUCUGCCUCAGUUCCAUCCCCAUUUCCUACCUGAGUGCCUACUAUGCCCGCCAAAGGCAGAAUGAGUUCACCUGUGCCCUUGGUGAGCCACCAGACGUUAGCAGCUAUACAGAGCUUAAGCUCAGGGUCAACUGUAAGCUGCCUGCUGUGCAGCUGCAGCGCAUCAUGGCAGCGAUGGACAUAGCUCUGCUCUGCACUAUGAACCUCAUCAUCCUGAUCAAUUUGCUGCAUCUGUUUGUCGUGCGCAAGUCCAACUUUGUAUUUGACAAACUGCAUAAAGUCGGUAUCAAAACACGGCGGCGCUGGCAAAAGUCUCAGUUCUGCGAUAUUAACAUCCUCGCUAUGUUUUGCAAUGAGAACAGGGACCACAUAAAGUCACUCAACAGGCUGGACUUCAUCACUAAUGAGAGUGACCUCAUGUAUGACAAUGUGGUCAGGCAGCUCUUGGCUGCCCUUGCACAGUCCAACCAUGACGCGACACCUACUGUGAGGGACUGUGGGAUACAGACACUUGAUCCCAAUAUGGAUCCUUCUGAUCUGGCAGUGGGUGAGAUAGCCAUGGAGCCACUGGUCAUCAAACGACCCCGCAAGAAGAUGAAAUGGAUCCCAUCCUCAAAUCCUCUUCCUCAGCCUUUCAAGGAACCCCAUACCAUGACACGUCUGGAAAAUAACACCAAACCUGAAAAACUCAAACAAAUCAGACGAAAGGCGGUGGCGGACAGCUUCAUGGCACCACUUCUGGACAACAAGAGCACACAACAACCAGAGUUGAAUGUGGUGGAGAAAAAGCACACACGCAACUUCUCGCUGGAUGUCCAGCCGUACAUGCUGACCAUUCGUAAGCCUAAGGUGGAGGUCACAAACUUAGAACCUUUGCCCUCACAGCACAACAUGGAUACUGUGUACAUUGAAGGCGCACAUACAAUUGUUCAUGUGUCUGGUUCAAUAACAGAAACUAAGGUGUGUUCUCCAGAAUCGACCAUCACCACCAACUUUUCUGCAGUAACCCUGCCCACCACUACAUAUGUUAAUGGAAUAAGCCCCAACCCUCCAUCCAGUGAGGAUGCACUCAGUCCCAAAACCUCCCCUCCUCCACUGGAGCAUCUCGCCCCAGCAGAGAACCCUGAGACUCAGCCACCACCACUGACCAAAGCUCCCACACACCAGCUGCUGAGUAUACAUCAUACUCUCUUUGAGGAAGACGAGGGUGAGGAGAACCGUAGAGACAGACUGGCACAGAGAGCGGGGGAGCUCAUCGCUGCUGGGGAAUGUUAAAGACGAGGAGGAACUCAGACUGAGAUUCCUCAUCUUGACGCUAAACUCCCCACACACCGUGUCAGUACACUAUUUAUAUCCAGAGCCACCUCCUAUCUUUGAAUUAACUCACACUUCUAUGACGGGUGGAUUAAGCUGACUGACGAGCUGAAAUGUGAUAGUGAGUGACACUUGUAGUCUUUGAAAAAAUAGAAAAAGAAUAACUUUUAAAUGGUGAAAUUAUUCACAAACAAUAAACAAGACAUCGUUGUGUGUAUUUAGCUGUGUUGACUAGAUUAUUAUAGUAGGAACUGAUGUCACAAUCAUGUCUCAGGAUGACAGUUAAUCACCCUCCAAUGAAACCAGCAGUGAUCUAAUUCAACAGGGUGCUACAGUGCAGGGUCAAACAGCUGCUGUGUAUCAAUGAGGCAUAAGGACAGGAUUAACAUCAGUGAGAGAUGAGUGAGCUUUCUUUCAAAACCUGUCGGUCAUCUUCGAAAUGCAUAAGAAAGCUGUACUAUGGCUUCGGACAAAAUGUAUUUUACCACAUAUGAUAACUCUUUGUCCCUUUAUCACAAUAACCAAGUAGAGAGGUAGCUCACGCGAUGCUGUUGUUCAGAUCUGCACAAUUAAUAUGCAAACGAUCACAAUAUAGUUGUGGCAAUAAAGUAUGCGCUUGCGGCAUCAUGUUUCACAGAAAGCUAUGUGUGUAUAGACACUGUAUGUGUUUUGUGGGGUGUUCACAUUUCCUUGUCAUUUCACCAUUGAUUAGGAGUUUGAGAUCUUGACUCAACUAUAUAUGCUUGUCAUUAGUAAUAAGUACAUUUGCAUAUUUUAUAAAGAACCAGCAGAAUUUUAGAGAGUGGCUUUGUGAGACAAUGUUAAUGUCCAGUAUUAUGAAAUACUAGUAAAAAGGUUAAGUUGAUCUUUUUUCUUUCACACUUUUAUAUUCCUUCACUGAGAAAUGGAGCUGGACUCAUUGGUGAGUUAUGACCGCUGGCUUCUAGUAAGAAUGCUGUGAUGUGAAAUGAAUGACGUUCUGCGUUGCUGUCGAAUCGUCCCUCACUGAAAGGUUUAUAUUAUAUUCCGACAUUUCUUUAGAUUGCCAUCUGUUGGUCCCACACUGUUCAACUUUCUGUCAGUACUUCCCCCUGUCUCACUUGUCUUUUCAUCUGCUUGACAGCCAAAAAUACCCACAAAAAAUGGAUACUUUUAUAUGCUAGUAAAAGCUAGCAUAUAGGUUAUGUCACUGGGACCAAGUGAGUGGACAAAGGGAUGGGGACUAUCACAACUUCCCCUAAUGCAUUUCUUGCAGCUGCAUACAUGCCAAUGUGUCAUCUAGAAGACAUUAGUGCUUGCCUGAACUAUAGGUGCACCUAAUCGUUCUAUUCACAUCCUCUGGGGCAUUCAGUAAAUAAACGAUAAAGAUAUGUGAUAGGAAAUAGCACUUUCACCACUACAUCCACCACUAAUAUCUUGUUUUGUUGAUAAUCCAUGUCACUGUCACGAUAAGAGGUUGGCUCAAACUCCUCUUGUCAAAUUACUUAAGCACACAAAAUGCAUCCAAAAAAGCACUUUAAAGACGAGUAGCACGAGUGUGCGUAAGGGCAUGUUAUAUGUUUUAACACAGCUCUGCUUAUAACUAACUUUUCUGUGUGAGACUGUAGUGGAGAUAAACCUCUGAUGGUUUAAAUUAUUGUGGAAAUGUGGAGAUUAGAGUGCAGACUUUGAUUGAAAUGUGUAAAAUAUGCGAGUGCAAAGAAAUAAUAAUAACACUUUGUCUUUAUAAU
Messenger RNA from Solea solea (common sole), 4318 nucleotides. It is a transcript of the gene panx2, whose product is annotated as pannexin 2. Lineage: Eukaryota; Metazoa; Chordata; Actinopteri; Pleuronectiformes; Soleidae. The coding region runs from base 570 to 2549 and encodes 659 amino acids. Gene Ontology annotation, biological process: monoatomic cation transport; positive regulation of interleukin-1 production. The record is from RefSeq and is a predicted model, not a curated record. The transcript has 6 exons. Gene Ontology annotation, molecular function: channel activity.